Messenger RNA from Armigeres subalbatus, 1636 nucleotides. Its product is annotated as serine proteinase stubble-like. NCBI's taxonomy places the organism in Eukaryota, Metazoa, Arthropoda, Insecta, Diptera, Culicidae. The transcript is spliced from 3 exons. Bases 260 to 1537 code for a protein of 425 amino acids. The record is from RefSeq and is a predicted model, not a curated record.
AGAAGUCAUAGUGAUCGGUUUCGUGGGUUUCGUGUGUGAAAAAAAAGAAACAUAAUUUGAAAAAAUAUACACAAUAUUGAAGUAAACUAUAAUUAUGAUUGUGUCUUCAUUUUAAAUAAAAGAAAACCCGACAAUGGCAUAGUCGGUAAAGUGAAUUUGCGCUCCCUAAUUGUGGUGUUUUUUUGUAAAUAAAGUGAUUGUAAGUGAUUGUGUCUGACGGCCAUUUUUUUGGUUUCUUUCGGCUGAUGCCCCAGCAAAUAUGGCUUUGUUGUUGCCGCAUUUUCCAGGCAUUUUCCAAAUGAGUGGCCCUCGCGAAGUUCUACUCCAGUUCCUGAAGCUGUGUGCGGACGGAAUCCACCAAUUGGAUGGCCACCUGGCGUCGAAUGCCAUCCUGGAGUGGACGGGAGUCACCGUAAAGGGGAAAUCGCGAAUCGUCAAAUUUAUGCGGCACAAGCAACAGGACGGGAUGGUGCAAAAAUUCGAAAAUGCCGAUCUGGUGCAGCCCUUCGAAGAACGGGAUACGCACAUAUCUACUAUGUGCACACCGCUGGAAAACUUGAUCACACCAUCCACAGAAGAUGAUUCUUCCCAUUCGGCGAUAACCAAAUCCUACAAAGAACCUUCCUCCCCGAACAUGAAUCUGAGCUUUGAGACGCCCCCUCGACUACAUUCGAUCGCAACGGAGCCGCCUCCCCUGACCGCAGGCCGCCAGUUCCUUCCACUUUCCUCCAGUGAUGAAGAAGACACAUCACCGCCUCAUCUCACGCCAGAAAGUCCCGCACCGCCAAGCGAACCCCGACAAAACAUCUAUUCCGAGCUACAGUACCUGGAAGCGAUUGGCACCGUACGAACGUGCUAUGAAUCAAAGCACCGUGGCACCCGUACCUCUCAUCACAUUCCCCGAGAAGAAACCUCUCCAUCAGACGACGCAAACUCAUCGAGCGCCACAAACCCCGAUUCCGUCGAUCCCACCCUCAAGCGAACCAAACUCAAACUCUCCUACCGAUAUCACCUACAGACCACCGAACCGCAGUUCGCUCUCAUCAUCUACGAAGACCUGACGACACGUUCCAGUAAAGUGCGACGCAACUUGUUUUCCGAUGCCAUCGAUUCCGAUUGGGCGGAACCUUCCUCCCCGGCCAACAACCCGCCGGCAUCGGCUAGCGGUGCUUCUCCGGAAGCGCGUCCCCUACCGGACACCCCUCCGCCGGCGCCAUCUCCGCCACCCGGAGAAAUAACGCCCCCUCAGACCCCUCUGGAACCACCAGGAACCCCCCAUCGACAACGCCGUAUUCCACCGGUUGGAUUUCGAACCUCACCUCGACGAUCGCGGGCGAUCAUGAAUUUCACCAUAGCCGCCGAUGAGCCCAACGGAAGCAGUUCUACUAAUGGCGGGGGCAACAACAACAACAACAACCUACAAACGUGGCCUCGCAAGACGCACCCCGACGGAGGAAGCCCUGGUGGUGCUUCUGCUGCCAAACACCGAAAGCUUGGCACCGGAACGACAACCGUACGAAAACCGUUGCGGUUCUGAUUGGUUUCUACCUGGAUAGCGCCAUAGCGCAUUCGUUUCAGUAUCAAUUUGUUUAAUGUUAAUAUAUUUUGUAAAUAUAUUUUAAUGUAUAUUUUUCGA